Molecule: messenger RNA, 501 nt
Organism: Orbilia oligospora ATCC 24927
Lineage: Eukaryota; Fungi; Ascomycota; Orbiliomycetes; Orbiliales; Orbiliaceae
Exons: 2
Coding region: 1-501 (166 amino acids)
Molecular function (GO): RNA binding
Source: RefSeq, a predicted model, not a curated record
AUGUCCGACGAAACACGAGUCAAGGCCACAAUCUACGUCACCGGCCUAGACCCCACAACAACCACCUCUUCAACCCUCUACACCUUCUUCCUCCCCUUCGGUCCAAUAACCGACAUACACCUCCCUCUCGACAAAUCCACAUCAUUACCGAAAGGUUUCGCCUAUGUCGAAUUCACAGAUGCCAUCGAUGCCUCUGCCGCAAUCGAUAACUUUGACCAAGCAGAGUUAUUCGGACGGGUCAUAAGGGUUAGUCAGGCGAAGAACUUGGGUUUUAGGGAAGGUGGUGCCGGGAGGGUGGAAAGUGGUCUUGGAAGUAAAGUUGCGGUUUGGGAACAGGAAGGUUGGUUGAAGAAGCAUGAGGUCGAUGAGGAGGAUAGGAAGGCUGUGGAGGGGGCGAAGGGGGUUGCUUCCUCUUCUUCUGCUGGUGGUGGAGGUGGUGGAGGGGAUCCGAUGGAAGGAUUGGAAGGGCUGGAUGUUGCUGGGCCGAAGUUGAAGGGCUGA